This is a messenger RNA of Arabidopsis thaliana (thale cress), 738 nucleotides long. RefSeq names its product Ovate family protein (gene OFP10). Gene Ontology annotation, cellular component: nucleus. Bases 1 to 591 code for a protein of 196 amino acids. The record is from RefSeq and is marked reviewed. The transcript has a single exon. Gene Ontology annotation, biological process: negative regulation of DNA-templated transcription. NCBI's taxonomy places the organism in Eukaryota, Viridiplantae, Streptophyta, Magnoliopsida, Brassicales, Brassicaceae.
AUGCUGAAUCUCCAAGCUAAGUUAAAUGAAAAAAAGGUUCCUCUUUUAACAAACUUUCCCACACCAACAUCCUCACUCAAUAAUCUCAACUUGUUUUCUCUUCCUCUAGUAAAAAAAAAAAUGUCUUUCAAGAAGAUGAUGAAGUAUAUACUCAAAACCAUAUUCAAACCCAUUUUUAUGGCAUGCGGUUGCGGCUCUACCGUUCCACCUUCCUCUCACAGCCACUACACCCCGGGACCACCGGUUUCUCCCACGGUUUUACGCAGCCCAUGUCCUAAGAUCGAUGAGAGCGUCGCGAUGGCUAAAGAAUCAAUCAAUCCGUUCGAAGAUUACAAGAAGUCGAUGAAUCAGAUGAUCGAAGAGAGAUAUAUCGAGACGGAAAGUGAACUUAAGGAGCUUCUAAGGUGUUUCUUGGACAUAAACCCUUCUCCUCAACACAAUCUCAUCGUCCGUGCUUUUGUCGACGUCUGUUCACAUCUCCAACCACCACACGACCGACGUGGGAAGUCACUUGGGAGAUUGCUUCGUCUAUAUGUUAACAAUCCUCUUGAUAACAAUGAUGAUGACUCACACCAAACUUCUUCAAAAUGAGGAACUAAAUCCUCCUCAUAUCUCUCUCUAUAUAUAGAUGUUACAAUAUUGUGAAUAAUUUCAAUUUAUGAUUCCAUGACUAGAUGUAAACUAUUAAACAACACCAACAAAAAUCAAAGUUAUACCUCAAAGCCUAGCUCUAACGUA